AUGGACUCACCUGGCGUGCCCCUUUACAGAACCCUCUUGCUGAAGAUACAGCGACCUGACAGCAGCAUUCUAAGCACAGAGGAGAAAGAGCUUUUGUAUGUCACGCCAGACGGCUUCAUCGGCGGAACAGGCCCUAUGUCCUCCUAUUUGAUGCAACGGGACAUGAUGGACGAGCGGGCUGAAAUCAUCCAUUACUCUGCUCAGCCGGUUUGUCAACACGUCUGGAACUUCCAGACCAAGUCUGGCAGCUUUCGAGUGAUGUUCACGUCGCAAUGGCAAGAGUUUGCCCGGUUACACAAGUACAUAUCCCGUGAAGGGUCUCGAUACAUGGCAACCACCUGUUUCCCUCAAACACCUGGGGAAGUAAUUGUCCAAAUGUUUCCUUCUGGCCGCAUAGUAGGCAGAGCCGCUCAAACGUGGUUCAGCCACCGGGACUCACCCAUUUUAUGCUCGAUUGAUACCGGGAUCGAAGAACACGACCGAAUCGUUAUUUUCAGACCGCAAAACCAGAAACUGGCGACAGUGUUAUCUCAGGCAUUGCCAGUCGCAACGACUGCUUCACUUGACUUAGCUGCGCAGACGAACUUAUGUCCCGUCACCAAGUCUGAUUAUCCAAAUUUUAUGUCAUCGGAGGAACGACCCUGGAUGCAGUUGCAAGAAGACCGUGGUCUCGAGAACACGCCACAUUUAGCGACGACUACCGGUGAUUCUUGCGAGUCAUGCACUGUAGCCGGCAACCAAAUCCUCGACGGUGCCGAUUCUUCUGCGGAAGCAAGAGAGCAGCGUUGUAUACGCCCGCUCGGAUCACGCACGCAACACGAUCCUCAAGAACGUGAUCUGAACUUCAGUCCUGCGGCAUCAGAACAGCAUCCAGGCAUUGGUCAUCCGCAAAGCUCCCCGUGUCGAGAGUAUGCCGCGGAUGAUAGGUGCAUCGUUGUCAGGCCUUGGCAGUGA
Molecule: messenger RNA, 954 nt
Organism: Colletotrichum acutatum
Lineage: Eukaryota; Fungi; Ascomycota; Sordariomycetes; Glomerellales; Glomerellaceae
Exons: 2
Coding region: 1-954 (317 amino acids)
Source: RefSeq, a predicted model, not a curated record